AACCGAGCCCAUAAUGAAACCAAAAUAUAAACAACAGUAACGGCGAUGGACACAGAUUCUCAGCUUUAUCCACUUCCAAGAAUAGCACAACGAUCGAGCUACGAUAAACCAACCAACAACUUACCCAUCAAUCCCCACCUUCAGUACCAAAAUCAUGGGACCUCUAAGCGCCGGAAACAUCAUCAGAACCGCCGGUCGAGCAGUUUCCAGAGCCGGCGUCGCCAGUGCCGGUGUCGCGAACCGACCUUCCUCUCCGAAGUCCAGUUCCCGAGCCACGCACCGGCACGGCGGUUCCGCUAAUUUCCACGGCCUGUCGUUGAGCUCUUCUCUUAGCCACUCUCCGCUUUCCGCCGGCUGGCAUUUCUGCAAUCCCUACUGCGAUGAGUUCGAGUGGAUUUCUGAGGACGGAAUCGAGACCGAAAACAUCGCUAGGGUUUCUGAGGAGGACGCAAAUGGAUGGUCCGUUCCUUCCUUGGAUGAGGUUCAAGGCGCCGUCUCUGCAAUUAACCAGGUUUUUGGCCAAGAGAAGGAUGAACUGGGUCGGGUCGGGAUGUAUACGGGUUUGGUAAACCGGGCUUCUCCAGUUGGGUCGGAGGUGGAUUGGAUUGAGCCGUGUUUGGAGCUGCAAUUGGGCGCGCGUGGCGUUGAAAGGGUUUAUGAUGCUUUUCAAUUAUUGCAGACUGACCCUUCAGUUCAGAGAAUGGUUAUGUCGGUAUCAUCGGAUAAAGCGGUUUGGGAUGCGAUUAUGAACAAUGAAGCUGUGCAACAGCUGAGGAAGUCAUUCUACGAAGCAAAAGACGACACUGUCGGGAAUUUGUUGGAAAGCUCUCCCGAUGAUAAGGGUUCCGAUGAACCGACAAACGUCGUGGUGUGGAUUUUGAAGAACAUGAAGGGGAGAGUGAUGGAAGUAAUUGAGAGAAUGAGAGAGGUGAUGAAGCAGAUGUUUGAGAGUGGGAAGGAUGAUGAUGGUGAUGGGGAGAAAAGGAGAGGAGAAGGAAGGGAUGUGUUUGAGGAGAAGCUUAGAACAUCGUUCUUGAUAUCCAUUGUUGUGCUGCUUGUGGUGAUGGUGAGUCGAGCUCAUACAUAAAGUAAGGCUUUCCUCCCAUGAAUUUGACGACAUCAAAUCUUCUUCUUUUUUCUUUUUCUUCUAAGUUCUGAACUUUCUUUUAACUCAAGUUAUAUGCAUAUUUUUGUUCAUAUGUUGCUUUUGUAGGACGUUUUUAGUGCUCUGUUUUUAAGAAAUAGGAUUUUCGAGGUACUCAUGUGUGAACGCAGAUUUCAUAUAGCUCCUGAACUACA
Molecule: messenger RNA, 1299 nt
Organism: Cucurbita pepo subsp. pepo (vegetable marrow)
Lineage: Eukaryota; Viridiplantae; Streptophyta; Magnoliopsida; Cucurbitales; Cucurbitaceae
Source: RefSeq, a predicted model, not a curated record